This is a messenger RNA of Coniophora puteana RWD-64-598 SS2, 895 nucleotides long. Its product is annotated as dienelactone hydrolase endo-1,3,1,4-beta-D-glucanase. NCBI's taxonomy places the organism in Eukaryota, Fungi, Basidiomycota, Agaricomycetes, Boletales, Coniophoraceae. The transcript has 7 exons. The coding region runs from base 62 to 808 and encodes 248 amino acids. The record is from RefSeq and is a predicted model, not a curated record. Gene Ontology annotation, molecular function: hydrolase activity.
GUUUCUCAUCCUAUAAUCAAUCCUCUCACAUCGUUCAACCUCCCACCGCUCAUUGACGAGAAUGUCGCUCUGCAAGCACUGUGUUUCUGGUGUCACUCAUGAGGGUACCCCUGAAGGCAAGAUUGAGAUUAUCAACGGCGUCGAGUCCUACAUCGCCACCCCCACUGGCGACUAUCCUAAGGACAAGGUUCUCCUUUUCCUCACCGAUAUCUUCGGUAUCCCCCUGGACAACAACAGGCUCCUUGCCGAUGCUUUCGCUCGCAAUGGCUACAGGACCGUCAUCCCCGACUACCUCAACGGCGACUCCAUCCCCGUCGAGGCCAUGGAGAAGGGCGAGUUCGACAUCAAGGCGUGGUUCCCGAACCACACGCAAGCGCAGACGCGUCCCACGCUCGACAAAGCCAUCGCCGGCCUCAAGGAGCAGGGCGUAAAGGAGUUCCUCGCCGUUGGCUACUGCUACGGCGCACGCUACGCAUUCGACCUCGCAUUCGAGAACAUCGUCAAGGUCGUCGUUGUCAACCACCCCUCGCUGCUGCAGAACCCCGCCGAUCUCGAGAAAUACCUCGCGGAAUCGAAAGCCCCCCUGCUCAUCAACUCGUGCGAGACCGACUCGCAGUUCCCGCCCGACUUCCAGGCCAAGGCCGACGAGAUCCUCAAGGACAAGUUCGCGCCCGGCUACAAGCGCGUGUACUGGGCCGGCGUCACGCACGGCUUUUCCGUCCGCGGCGACAUGAGCAACCCCACGAUCAAGGCUGCCAAGGAGGGCGCGUUCAAGGCCGCCGUCGAGUGGUUCGGGGAACACGCGUGACUAUGCUCGGACGAUGGGAAGGCAAAGAUGUAGAAUAGUAACGUUAUAUUCUAACGUAACGAUGAAGUUGAAUAUAUAUGUAUUUUA